Molecule: messenger RNA, 1488 nt
Organism: Cercopithifilaria johnstoni
Lineage: Eukaryota; Metazoa; Nematoda; Chromadorea; Rhabditida; Onchocercidae
Source: the annotation of a GenBank genome assembly
AUGUUGACGUUAGCGGUAGUAUUACUGAUUCCAUUAGCGACGACAACGACAUCCUCGUUUUUGAAAACACAUGAUGGAAUGACUGUUCCUGCGUACCGGAGAAAUCAUCCCUUCUUGAUAAUGGGUACAAUGCUGCAAUUAAUGGGAGUAAUAAUUGCUAUGAAUGAUAUCGCAUUUUUUAUUAUUUCCGUUUUUUGUAAUCUUCAGUCACGCUUGCGCCUGAGUGUAAUGGGCAGCAAAAGGCUUUUCCCAGAAGUUUGGGCAGACGACGAUCAGAUGUCUGGACUUAUGUCCAUGAUAAAAGUAAGAGAAGUGAAUCCGAAUGAUUAUGAUCGAAAGGUAGAAUUUUGGUCUGAUAUGAUUGCAAAAUCAUGUGAUAUUGAGAAAAAUUCAAUCUUCACUAUCGAUAUAUUGAAACGACGUUUUCGACGGGGUGAUCAACUACCGGGUUCUCUUGAUGUUAUUAUUCAACAUAUGCUUGAUACAGGUGAAAUUAUCACACUGGAUGAUUAUAAAGCCCGAAAUCAGAAUUGGCUUCAGCGAAGAUACAAGUCAUUCGUGGGAAGUUUAUUGGGUGCGACCAGUGAUAACCAGACAGAAUACGUUCACCUCCCAACCGUUCAAAAACAUGCUGACAAUAUGUUGGAAUUUUUCCGAAGCGAAUAUGCUGUUGAUGAUGAUAUGCUACCGGAAAUCGUCGAUUCGGCAGAGUUUUUUGACGAAUGCAAAAAUUUGGUUGCUAACAAGAAAGCUUACGACGUCGCGCUAACAGAACUUGUUAAUCGAGGCGAAAUAACGAUAGGUUCAUCUAAAAUAGGUGAGGAAAUUCUGAAGUUCCGUGACAAUAGCGCUCGUGGUCCUAUAAAGUGGACGGAAUCUGAUGCCAGUGUCCACGAUAUGAGGAGAGCGAUGAGCAAAUUAGAACAUGAAAUCAAACGUUUGGAACUGAAAGCGAAGAAGGCUGAACAAGAUGCUCGCCUGUACAUACGUCAAGGUGAUAAGAAUCAUGCUGCUCAUUAUUUACGUCAAAAGAAACGAGCCCUAAAGGAAGUUGAAGCUAAAGAUAAUCAAUAUCAAAGGCUUCUGGAAAUGAUGCAACAAUUAGGACGAACAAAGCAAAAUAAACAAAUUUUGGAUGCAUACAAAGCUGGUGCUGAUGCUUUUAAAGCUACUUUGCAAAGGCAAGGUAUUUCUCCUGAAGAGAUUGAUGAAACUAUGGAUAAUAUCGGUGAUGCAAUGGCAACUGCGGAAGAAAUUCAGGAUGCUAUUGCUGCAGGUGUACCAAUGUCGGCUACUGAUGAACUGGAAGCUGAAUUAAAUGCUAUACUUGCCGAAGACAAUAGUGAGAUAGAUUUAAUGAUUAAGAAUUUACCGGACAUAUCACCAGAAAAAUCUUCUGCAGCAGGUUCUGUUAAAACUGCUAAGGUUACUGUAGAUGAUUCAAUCGCAGCACGUCUGAAAAGGUUGCGUGAAGCUGCUUUACCGUAA